Messenger RNA from Oppia nitens, 497 nucleotides. RefSeq lists its product as uncharacterized. Bases 67 to 438 code for a protein of 123 amino acids. Lineage: Eukaryota; Metazoa; Arthropoda; Arachnida; Sarcoptiformes; Oppiidae. The record is from RefSeq and is a predicted model, not a curated record. The transcript has 3 exons.
ACUAAUAAAUAAAGUUAUAAAUUAAUUAAUUAAUUAAUUGCAACUAAAAAAACUAACCAAAAAAAUAUGACAAAAUUUUAUUAUUUGUUGGCUAUAUUACCUAUGGUAUUACUAAUGGUACCAAAUCAAUGUYACGGUGAUGAACCUGAUGAUCUUAAACAUGAACAUCAAGCUAUGUUAGACAGUGACCAAUGGCUCAAAACAAUCAACGAUAUUAUGAAAAGUGAUUAUAUAACCAAUUUUUCKGGUCUAUUGAGGAAAGGUAUCAACGAUUUGGAGAAUAAAACCCAGGAGGCAUUGAAACAUGAAACUGAUCCAGCUAAAAGACACCAAUUGAUUUUAUGGGCCACCCAAUCGUACGAUAGGGUUAGCAAAUUUAUCCGGGAAAUUGUCGAAAAUAUUCCGCCCAAACCAACCCCAACACCGAUAUACCAUUAAACAAAAAUAAAUGUAACCUAGUACAUUUUUAAUUAACUGUAAUAAUAAUAUUAAUUAUA